Messenger RNA from Medicago truncatula (barrel medic), 1506 nucleotides. RefSeq names its product cysteine synthase. The record is from RefSeq and is a predicted model, not a curated record. The transcript has 11 exons. Gene Ontology annotation, molecular function: cysteine synthase activity. The coding region runs from base 292 to 1269 and encodes 325 amino acids. NCBI's taxonomy places the organism in Eukaryota, Viridiplantae, Streptophyta, Magnoliopsida, Fabales, Fabaceae.
AAUUAAUUUCGAGUUUAUUUGCCACUAAUAUUACAUCAAUUAUAUCAUUAGCUGUUUAAGUUCCUCAUUUCACACACACUGCUUAAACGGUGUGUUAUCAUCUACCACGACACGACUAAUCAUAAUUCAUCCCUCACCCACCCAGUAUUAUUAUCAUAAUUCUUCAUUAAAUUAAUCCUUACAUAUUUGUUUUAGGCACUCAUAUUUCAUAUAAUAAGUUAUCUACUAUUUUCUCCUUUUUCUGAUCAUCUAUUUGUUUUUUCGUUUUGAUUAAGUUAGUGAGCUGAUAACAUGGCGGUCGAAAGGUCUGGAAUUGCUAAAGAUGUUACAGAAUUGAUUGGCAAAACCCCGUUAGUGUAUCUAAAUAGACUUGCAGAUGGUUGUGUUGCUCGAGUUGCUGCCAAACUGGAAUUGAUGGAGCCAUGCUCUAGUGUAAAAGACAGGAUUGGCUACAGUAUGAUUGCUGAUGCAGAAGAGAAGGGGCUUAUCACACCUGGACAGAGUGUCCUCAUUGAACCAACAAGUGGUAAUACUGGCAUUGGAUUAGCCUUCAUGGCAGCGGCCAAGGGAUACAAGCUCAUAAUUACCAUGCCUGCUUCAAUGAGUCUUGAAAGAAGAAUCAUUCUAUUAGCUUUUGGAGCUGAAUUGGUUUUGACAGACCCUGCAAAGGGAAUGAAAGGAGCUGUUCAGAAAGCUGAAGAGCUGUUGGCUAAGACACCCAAUGCCUACAUACUUCAACAAUUUGAAAACCCUGCCAAUCCCAAGGUACAUUAUGAAACCACCGGUCCAGAGAUAUGGAAAGGCACGGAUGGGAAAAUUGACGCAUUUGUUUCUGGGAUAGGUACUGGUGGUACCAUAACCGGUGCUGGGAAAUAUCUUAAAGAGCAAAAUUCCAAUAUAAAGCUGAUUGGUGUGGAACCAGUAGAGAGUCCAGUGCUCUCAGGGGGAAAACCUGGUCCUCACAAGAUUCAAGGGAUUGGUGCUGGCUUUGUCCCUGGUGUCUUAGAAGUUAAUCUUAUUGAUGAAGUCGUUCAAAUAUCAAGUGAUGAAGCAAUAGAAACUGCGAAGCUUCUUGCUCUUAAAGAAGGCCUAUUUGUGGGAAUAUCUUCUGGAGCUGCAGCUGCCGCUGCGAUUAAGAUAGCCAAAAGGCCAGAAAAUGCUGGGAAGCUUAUUGUUGUCGUUUUUCCAAGCUUUGGCGAGAGGUACCUGUCCUCUGUGCUAUUUGAGUCAGUGAGACGGGAAGCUGAAACCAUGACUUUCGAGCCCUGAAUCAUUGUUUAAGGCUUUAAAUUGCUUCACUUAUGAUUUUUCUUGAGAAUUUUCAUGGAUAUCGAUUCAAAUAAAAUUUGCUGUAUUCUGAUUCUGUAAUAAAACUUGUAGAAAAAUCCUUGACCAAAAAAAAAAAAAAAAAAACUUGUAGAAAAAUCGGAUGGAAUAAAUAUGGCAUUUGUGAGUAUUGUACUGUUUUUCUUAAAGUUAAGAAUGAAUAGUUGGGGAAGAAUCUAA